Pelodiscus sinensis (Chinese soft-shelled turtle) is the source of this 7909-nucleotide messenger RNA. It is a transcript of the gene LAMP2, whose product is annotated as lysosome associated membrane protein 2. The record is from RefSeq and is a predicted model, not a curated record. NCBI's taxonomy places the organism in Eukaryota, Metazoa, Chordata, Testudines, Trionychidae. Gene Ontology annotation, cellular component: lysosomal membrane; plasma membrane; late endosome membrane. Gene Ontology annotation, biological process: establishment of protein localization to organelle.
GGCCUUGCGCUUUCACUGCGCCCGCCCGUUCGUCACGCAGAGCCCCAACGCUGGUGAGCAUGGCGACGCGCUGUUCUUGGUCGCGGCCCCUCAGCCUUACCUGCGGCUGCCUCCUGCUCCUGGUGCUCGGCGGCCCCGGGGUUUUCCAGUCACAUGCAGUGGAAGUAGAGGUGAAAGAUUCCUCCAAUACUACAUGCAUAUAUGCAAAAUGGAUGAUGAGCUUCUUGAUAAAAUAUGAAACAAACAGUAGUGAAUAUAAAAAUGUAACUCUAGAACCAUCUACCAAUGUAACGCAUAAGGGAAGCACCUGUGGCAAUAAGACACAUGACCCACUACUAGCAAUACAAUUUGGAGCAGGUCAUUCUUGGAGUUUAAACUUUACUAAGACAAAUGAAACUUAUCGAGGGAACAUCAUCACAUUUACCUACAAUACCAGUGAUGUAGCCUUUAAAGAUGCUAAAAAAAAAGAAGUGAUUACUAUUGUUGCAAAUGACACUCUGCAUCCAGUCCGACUGAAUACUGUCUACAGAUGUCAUCACCUGGACUCUGUUGAGGUUGCAAAUGUGUCUCAGUUCUUCUGGAAUGUCACUCUGCAGGCUUUUGUUCAAAAUGGCACUGUUAGUAAAAAUGAUUCUAUAUGUGAUGCUGAUAAACCUACUGUUUCAACUACUGUUAUGCCCACUAUUGCCAACUUCACUUCUUUACCUAGCACUACUGCUUCAUCACCUUCCCCAACUACAACUUCUAAGCCAGCGGAGAAACCAUUCAUUGGAAACUAUUCUCUUAAAAAUGGUGGUAAAACCUGUCUUCUGGCUACAAUUGGGCUGCAGCUGAAUGCCUCCCAAGAGAAGCCUGCUUUGAUUAACAUCAACCCAAAGACAACUGCUGCCACUGGUAGCUGUGGCAACACAUCUGCUACUCUGCAAUUGAACGACAGCAACAGAAGGUUUAUUGAUUUCACCUUUGCUUUAAAAAACACAAGUGGAAACGUACCAAAAUUCUACCUGAGGGAAGUGAACGUCACCCUGAUCAGCUUUGUAAAUGGCUCUGAACCUUUAAAUGCUGGAAACAACAACCUCAGCCUCUGGGACACCUUCCUUGGCAGUUCAUACAUGUGCCAAAAAGAGCAGUCUGUUGUGGUGACUGAAGACCUUCAAAUACAUACUUUUGAUCUAAGGAUUCAGCCAUUCAGAGUGGAAGACGACAGAUAUUCUAAAGCCCAGGAGUGUCCGCUGGAUGAUGACACCAUUCUAAUACCAAUUAUAGUUGGCGCUGCUCUUGCGGGCUUGAUUAUCAUUAUAGUGAUUGCUUACAUAAUUGGCAGAAGAAAAACCUAUGCUGGAUAUCAAACCUUGUAAAUCUGAAUGUGAUUACUGUUCCAGUCUCACUUUAAAUGAAGCAAGUGCGAGUUCCCAAAUGCAAACAAACUUCAAGUAAACAUUUGCAUCAUCUAUUUAGGGCUGGAGACUGUGGGUGCUUUCUCUUUUUGAUUAUUUUGUCAGAUAAACACUGGGGAUCUAACUCUGCUUCCUGAACAAAGAAACAGUUUUAUAACUACUAGAAGUGGCAUACAAGUCUUAUUUGACAAAUUAUUAGGUUCAAGUUAUUACCUUGCAAGUAACUUGAGAAUCAUGUAUGUAUUACGAAUACUAAGUGACGCAGGGAACAGCCUAAAUUGGAGCACUAAAAUGAUGCACUGGACAACUUGUAAAAUUGCAUUAAACUUGUCUCACCUGCAUUCCUCAGUUACUGUCACAAUUUGCAGGAUAACCUGGGUGCCUUUAAUGAUGUAUUAAACCUGGAAUGCUUGCCAGGGUCUUCAAAGUGCCUAGUACAUCUUUGGCUCAUAGCACUAAAUGCCAUGCUAAUGGCUUUUCAAGCAAGCUUACAUUGAAGUGACAGGAGUAACCCAUUUAAUUCCAAUGAGCUGCAGUAGCCUCUCAUUUUGGUAGCUUCAUUCCUGUAGUUUACAUAUGAAAAUUAAGGGGGUAACUUAAAUUUAACUUGGCUUACCUUGUAGUUAAAGCCCAGUUUCAAAAUGCUUCAGAAAAUUGCAGUGCACAAGUGAACAGGAACCAAUUUACUGUUUUAACCUGGUAUCCUCUAAGAUAUCAAAACUCAGACAAAUCUACCGUGGUACAGUAUUCUUGCUGGCACCAGUCUUUAAAAGGGAAUAAAUAAUAAGUAUUUCUAGGACUUAAAGGGCACUUAAUUCAAGCAUACCUUGCUCAAAGUCUGUCUUGUCACUUCCUUUGUCUGUUAAAGAAGCUCUCAGUUUAAUGGUCUAAAAUCAAUUCUCACAACUUCACCUGUUUUAAAUAUCCAUAUUAAGUAUCCAUAUUAAAUGGUUCUUUGCUAACAAUUUGCAUUGUAACUGUCACACGAUGGCAUCUAAUUGCUGACUCAUGAACUUUGUACUUAAUUGUGUGCUGUGCAGAAAUGUGAAAAUUGUGCAUUUGUGUGUAGGAGUUACUAAUGCGGUGAAGAAUGCAAAAGUAUGACUCAGUGCAACUUUCUCUUUAUUUGCAGUAGGUCCUCCACUUAAAACACAAACCUGUAAUGCCAUUGGACUGUUCCUUAAACUGCAGCUCUCCAGGGACUAGCCCUCACUAUCUAAGAGCUUAUUUUCAAAUCUCCUAAUUAGUGGUGUAAUUCAUAGUGCAUCAUAUAAAAAGGUGGCCUUUCCAAAAAGGAAUAAGUUUUGUGUGAUAAACUUGGAUUGGUCAUAUUAAUGAACAUAGGGCAGGCUGAGUUUCAUGGGGAAAUCUAGUUACAAAUUUCUUAAAAUUGGCUUGGAAUUGUCAUGGUGGUAGAUGCUUGUUAAAGUUAUACAGAGCUAUAUGACUUUUGUGCUCUUAAAAAUCUAAUACUAAUUGGGUCUCAGUAACAACAUGAGAUUUAAUAGCAGCUAUUAUAUAUUUAAGACAGUUCUUCUAAAAUUGAAGGAACAAUUAGAUAAUGCUUAUUCCCAGCAGAACUCAGGCUUAAGUCUAUCAACCUUAACAAAACUAGACAUGUAAAUGGGAGGAACUAUUUUCAAACUUAAUUCUUAUUUUGCAAAUUUCUCCAAAAACAUAAAUUAUAUUAAAAUAUUUAAUUGUAACACUUAGUCUUCAUAGAAUGCCAGAAAUUGUUGUUUACAUGUGCCAGUUAAGUGCUGAUUAAAAAUAUACCUAUUACAGCUAUUUUUGUCCAUCUAAUAUUUUAUAUUUCCCAUGUUUCCAUAUGCAAGCUCUAUUUCUGAAUUUCAGACUAAACUUUCACCUUCUCUUGAAGGUGUAAAAAUAUUAACUUAAGAAAAAACACUGGAUUUAUUCAAGGAAUUAGCUCUCCAAAUACUAGAUUCAAUGUGCAGGUAACUAGCUCAUGUAAACAUCAAGUUUCAUACAUGUGUUUAAACCACUAGUUUUCUGUAUUGUAUUUCUCCGUGGGGACUUGCUUGUCGGCUUAAUCUACAUAUUCCUUUAAACAAUAAAGAUUCUUCUAUUUCUUAAGGAAUCUUGGUAACUUUUUUAAUUAAAGCAAUGAUUUCUUUGAAUUGUAGUAAUCACAAAAAAGACUUCCUCUUGACUAAAAAUGAUUGAGUUCUUAUAUUAGAUCAGUCUCCAACCUAAUUGCUGGAAUUGUAGGACAACUUUUCUUAAUCUUCUCUUGUCCUGUUCUCUCCAUCUUUCUGAAGUGCAUUAGCAGGGAUUGUCUGCUUAUAGAGUAGUCUCUUUUCUAAAAACACUAGUAUAAAUAUUAAAUUACUUUCUUUAGAAUAUUGACUGUCCCACUUGUAGUGAAUUGUAAUACCUCUCUAUUCAAGUGGACUUACAAAAUAUAAUUAAUUUCAGUAGUCAAACUUAAACAGACUAGGUUAUAGCCAAGAUUAAUAGGUCAGUCUCUUUACAAUGCUUCUCCUAUCAAGCCAAAAUUUACCUAGGGAUAACUUCAUUCACUAUAAGUAGAGAACUAUAUGGACUUCUUUCUUGCUGGAAUUGGUGCAUGCUUUGUAAAGGCUCUUCCUGUACACUAAGAUCUAAGUACUGUCCUUGAAGGGGAUAAGCUUUCCCAGAAUACUGCAGGAAGAAUGUUACCUAGAGCUGAUUCUGCUAGUUCAACUGCCAGCAAGAUGUAGGUGUUAUUUACAAAGCUCAGAAAAGGUGCCUAGCAAUUGCCUCAGUUAUACUCCAAGUGGUUGCAUGCAACUUUCAUGUUGCAUAAAUCUGUCUUGCAGAAAUCCAAAGAGCAGGCAUAAAACUCGUUCUGAAUAAGGGAAACUUCUCCUAACAUUUCUAUAGUUAAUUCAAAUGCAGUACUUGAUGUAAGUGCUUUCUUUAUUGCUUUUAAGUUAGAAUUGAUCACUUGUUGCAAAACUCCAUAAGAGCUUUUUUGACUGACAGCUAUGUCAUGGGAAAAUGUUGGAUAGGUAGGUCUACUCUACCCUGGAGAACUACUCUUAUCGUUUCAUUACAGAUUCGGUGCAUUAGCUGAAACGUCACACCAUGCACUAAUAAUUAUGCUGUAACAUAUGUUUCUUGAUUCAAGAGUGAAUACUAAAAUCUUCACUUGCCCGCCUCUGUUACUAGUCUGACUUGACAGUGGGGUUAUAUGUUUGGUAUACAGAAUCGAAUUGGCAAUAGUCUGAUUAGGGAGGGGGGAUGAGUAAAAUCAAAGAUCCUUUUCUUUUGACUCCUGGCUGUUGGCCUAGGGUCAAUUAGUAAGAUAAUCUCACUUUCAUAUCCUCCAGGCAUCAUUAGUCACAGCCUGUGGUGUGAUUAAAGUCAAAAGCAGUUUAAAUUUAAUCUAAGAUCAGUGAACCUUCACACUUUAAAAAAAAAAAAAAGUUCCUAGAAAGUUAGGCAAAGUCUAAACUUCAAUGGUGAUUAAGCACCUAAUUCCCUUAAGCUUCUCUGAAAUAUCUUCCAGGAUGAGACCAGAUGGUAAAAUUGCAAAUUACUAGAUUUGCAUCUUGUAAUGAACUUGCUCAUCUUGCAGUGCAAAAACUUGGAUGACUGUUCCAAAGCAUUUUACUCUUGAUUAAAAAUUUAAAUAGCUUUAAUAAAGAGAAGCAGGCUGUUCACAUCUUCAACUGCACUACACUCAGAUGCAAAGCUAACAGUUUUCAGCAUCACUGCCUUAUUUCCAUUUAACUAUGGAAAAUCUGCCCAAAUAAGGCCUGCAGGUUCUGCGGAGUGGGGGGAAGACAAGUGGUAAGCUCCAAGAAGGGAUUUGGAAUAUUACAUUUGUUAAUCUCAUCAUACACACACAAUGGAUUCUAUGGGAUUUCCUAUUUAAAGUCUUUGAAAUGGGGAGGGGUAGCAUUGAAAACUAUAAACAGGGUCUGGCUGAAGGAGAGCUCUAAUACUAGAUGGAAAGCUAUGUGAACAGUUAUGGAGAGGUUGCAAUGUUCAUUAUUUCUAUUCAUCUGGCUUUCUUUUCAAACUUCCCUUUUUCCAUCUAGCUGAAGACUGCAGCCCAGAUGUGGACAACUUCAUUGUGCCCAUAGUAGUGGGAGCAGCUUUGGGUGGAUUAGUUGCUCUAGUACUUAUGGCUUAUUUUGUAGGCCACAAGAAACGCCGUAAUGCUGGGUAUCAGCAGUUUUAAAUACGGGAAAGCUUUUUUUAUAGGGGAAAACAACUCUCCUUACAUCUGAAUAAUUUGACAAAACCAUUUAUUGAAAGUGACUCUUGUUUAAGAAACAGAUUUUUAAUUAGUACUGUGUGAAUCUGACAACUCCUCUUGAGUGACUUAUUCUGGUCAGUCAUACUAAAGUUUUUCAUCUUCUGGAUAUGGAAACAGUGCUGCCAAAAAUACCACAUCAGUAAUUCUAUGAUCUUAUGUACAGUGUGAUUAUAUAUGAAUGAAGUUUUGUUCCUAAUUGCUGUGAAUGGCAUCAGUACUAAACUAGCUGUGGAUGUCAUCAAGUAUUAACAUACUAUCAUACAUUGCAACAUCCAAUACUAAUAAAGGUUAGUGCCUUAUAUGCAGUUUGUCAAAUACAGCUGUUGUGUGGCUGUCUCUAAUAGAAUGGUUAAAACUGACUUUUGCAACUUAAAGAUGCUCUGUAUAUGCAGUUCUCUGGAUACAGCUUUGAGUAUGCAAGCUUAACUGCACUUUGGUUCAUUUGCUUUGUACAGCUGGUCUACAGAUCAAAAAUACUGUUAAGGAUAUUAUAGUCUUUUGAGCUACUAAUUAAUGGCAUUCAUGACUCUCUCUCCAAUGUCAAAGCUGAUAUUCAAGAGAAGGGAAGAUGGGUUGGGCAGGAACUUAACUCCACAGUCUUUGUGAAUUCACAUGGCCAGUCUGCAUAGCUUCCAAAUGCCUCAGAGAAUGUACCCCUUCUGUCUUGAACAACAGACUUGCAGUGAUUAUGGGUUCAUCUACAUAAUGCUGCAUUUAGCUUGUGUGAACACUGCUUGUUGGCACUUUUGCUAAUAAAGUUCCAUCCUCUAGGGGAGAGUUUUGGUCUGUUGGCAGGAGAGCAUGCCUGCUGAGAACAACAUUCACGUGUGCAUUUGCCAUAGCAAAACUUUGUUCAUGGGUCCUUAAACCAUGAACAACAAAUUUUGUCCAAGUGUAGACACAGCCCUAGUAGUAGAAUCAAUGUACAAUUAGCCGUAUUUCAAUUUGCAAACUUGGUAGCCACACCAAGCUUUGAAAGGUUAGGUUCCAAACCAUUUAUUUGAUCUGAGAAAACUAACCUGAUCUCCCUGCCUUGCUAAUGUAAACUUAAUCUAUUGGUGGCUACUUGGCACCUUUCAGUAUUAAAUCAGCUUGUGUUCAUAUUAAUGACUUAGUACCGAUGUGCUACUUAGUGUUCACGUAAUCUUACCUUCCCAAAAUUCAGAGUAGCAGGUGGCCAAGAUGAAAUUGUAAAUACUAUAUAGCAACCUGAAAGAGUUGUGAUCACUUGUAAAAAUAGCUCGUACCAUAAAUUGUCCCCUUCACAAUGCUGUACUGCACAGCAGCGGCCUCUGAAUUGGAAUGAACACAGAGGCUAGACUUUUACGUAUUUUGGUUGGAUAGUAGGGAGGAAAAUGUAGUUUGUAUCCAUUUAUUCUCUGAAAGCUGGGUUUAUAAGUGGCAGUUUGUUAGCAAGUGUCUAUCUGAGAUAAAUUUGUCUCAGUAUCUCUUCUAAACCUGUGGCUUUCAGUCUGUUUGGCAUGUGGGCUAUACGUGCAGUCUGUGUUGUGGCCUACAUCCACACAGGGCAACACUGAGGGUGUAGCUGUGCGCUGAUUGGUCUGCAAAUGGCCCACAGGCCAUGGUUGUAAGUUAGAUUCAACUUAUGGGGGAGUACUUAAGUAGUAGCUGCUACCUUUUUAGAGUGCUACAUCUGUCCAAGAUGCAUCUUCUGUUCAAACGUAAAAGUAAACAAACCCUAUUCUUCAGCAGCAGUCUCCCAAGCUUUUACAACUGGUUUCAAAAUCAUACCACCUGAAUUGGGGUGAACUAGAUUGCAUGUCUAUAAAAGUUAUUUUAACUCCUGCCUCUUGGUAGUGGUCAUCCAGCAAAGACCAAUAGCUUGGGGGAUUGGAUGCUCACUUUGCUUUAAAAAGAACAGCAGUGUUAAAUGACGUCCUUGCAAUUGGCUAGUGAGGGUAAGUUUCUCCCUAAUUUACCAAUAGGGAAAGUGAGCUAGGACUGUUGUAUAACUUGCCAAGGGAUUAGAGUUGGCAUUGGAGCUAGGUCUGAAUCCUAUGCUCAGAAGCCCAUACUGACUCUGAAUUUAUCAUUUAUAACAGAAGAAUUAAUGUGUACUCCAAAAACUGUGCAAAACCACUGUGGCAUUACAACAAAUGUUUUUAUGAUGCUGUUGAUUUCAAUGAGUUACUUAAUUCUUCAAGUGAUUAUCUCCAUGAUCUUUGUACUGAAUGGAUGGAAAAAAAAUAAAGCUAUAUGCGCCUGUGGUGUGUGUUCAGUA